CAGAAGAAGAAAAAUCAUAUGGUGCAAGGAAAAUAAAAACUGAGAAGCAUGUUUUAAAUACCUCCUUUUAAACAGGUAUUUAAAUAUCUACUUUUUAAAGUAGGUAUUUAUUCACAGUAAAUGAAACUGAAUGUCCUCAGUCCCAGGGGAUUGGCAGAACUGUGGGAGUGAGAAAGGACAGAACAAAAUGGGAGUGGCCGCACACCUGUCAGACCUGUUCCUGAUACAUGACUCCAGCAGGAUUCUCCUAUGCAUUAGUCUUUUGUUCAACCUGUGUUGAGCUGAAUGAGGAUGGCGGAAACACCGAACCCAGCCACUACCUCCUUCCCAGCACCGACUAUUUCUCUACCCCUUGGAGUGGAAAUACUGAGGACGUAUUCCGGGGCCCUGAUUUGUUUGGAAAUUGUGUUUGGAGGAUUGGUGUGGAUAUUAGUAGCGUCGACGAAUGUGUCCGUGCCAUUGUUGCAGGGAUGGGUGAUGUUUGUGUCAGUAACCAUGUUCAUCUGUUCAUCUGUAUACCUCGCCCUGUUUCUGCUGGGCCUGGCUGACAAAAUUAACACUGACUGGAAUUUCAUGGAUAUGUUCUACCAUUUCAUCGCUUUGCUGUUUUAUUUUGGUGCAUUUUUGCUGGAGGCUACAGUUUCAUCUGCAGGUACAUAUGCAAACAGCACCACCUGUAUACGCAGACCCCGGGGCAAUAUAAUGACAUUUCUGGACUAUCGGGAAUACAGCAUUAAUGUUGCCGCUGCGAUAUUUGCUUUUAUAGUGACUUUAUGUUAUGGCUGUAGUAUGUUCAUGGGCUUCAGGAGAUGGAGAAAAUAGCACACAAAAAAUGGACCAUAUGUGACCCAUUCAUAAUACGAAUGUCUUCAAACAUCAACUGUACUAUUAUGGAUAUUACACAAGGUGAUAAUGUCACCACUGGUUUACCACAAUGUCAAGGUCUUUCUUCACAUUAAAGUAAAGAGUCAUUUUAACAGCUGUAAAAUAUUUUUUGGUGAUUUGUCCAAAAAUGAUAUACAAUCAUAUUUAAAUUUUACUUGUUUUACUUGGUUAUCCUUAAACUUCACUGGUGGUCAGAGAGUACAAUAUUUCACCAGUCUGUGCUAAAUUUUGAUUUUAUCUUAUUUGUAAUAUUUUUAGAUAUAUUAUCAGUUCCAAAAACAAAUUGUAAAUCAAUUUUUUCACCUGUAUUAGCCAUUACUCUAACAAAAUCAAGGCAAAAACAAUUUUUAUGACAAUUGUGCUUACACAUCUUAAGUUAGAUGCCAAUGUAAUAUGUAAUAAGCAUUAUAUAUUUAAUAUAACUUUUUUCCUAACUUAUGUUACAUUUUAUAAUAAACUAUAAUUUUUUUUUUUUUUUUUUUUUGUAAUAGCCUGUGGAAUUUUCUAUUUUGGUGAAAUGUGGCCACUAGAAUUCAUACUUUUCAUGAAUUACAAAAACUAAAAUGCAACUGCCUGGUUUCUUCAUUGUUUUUUUUUUUUUUUUUUUUUUUUAUAGAGCAAGCUUGGUGUAGAUACGAUCAGUUCGCACAAUAUACUGUUAAAGUCAUUGCAAAAUGCCAGUUACAGAGGAGUCAAUUAAAUGUAUUAGAGUGAUGAUGAAUCAUUUACCCCGUUGAUGAAGAUUUGUUUGUAUUAAUGUCUCAUUUCAUAUGCAAAUAUUAAAUAAUAUUUUACUUUUUUUAUUA
Molecule: messenger RNA, 1691 nt
Organism: Ctenopharyngodon idella (grass carp)
Lineage: Eukaryota; Metazoa; Chordata; Actinopteri; Cypriniformes; Xenocyprididae
Gene: mal2
Product: mal, T cell differentiation protein 2
Exons: 4
Coding region: 286-822 (178 amino acids)
Biological process (GO): myelination
Cellular component (GO): membrane
Molecular function (GO): structural constituent of myelin sheath
Source: RefSeq, a predicted model, not a curated record